Molecule: messenger RNA, 1287 nt
Organism: Anoplophora glabripennis (Asian longhorned beetle)
Lineage: Eukaryota; Metazoa; Arthropoda; Insecta; Coleoptera; Cerambycidae
Gene: eIF2beta
Product: eukaryotic translation initiation factor 2 subunit 2
Exons: 5
Coding region: 169-1122 (317 amino acids)
Biological process (GO): formation of cytoplasmic translation initiation complex; translational initiation; formation of translation preinitiation complex
Cellular component (GO): eukaryotic translation initiation factor 2 complex
Molecular function (GO): mRNA binding; translation initiation factor activity; translation initiation factor binding
Source: RefSeq, a predicted model, not a curated record
CAUAUCACAUAUCUGUAAUCUGUAUCUGGUUUGGCUGAUGCAAUAGGUCUUAUAUAUAUUAAAGCACCAUUUAUAAUUGUAGACAAUAUUGUGUAAAGUCGUGCAAAAUAGUGUAAUUAUUACUUCUUCAGUUUAGUGAGUUUUUAAAAAGUUAUAAGAAAUUUAGUCAUGGCAGAAGACGAAGCUUUUUUUGACCCCACUCUAAAGAAAAAGAAGAAGAAAAAGAAGACCACUUUCGAUAUCGAUGCAGCCUUAGCUGAAGGUAAUCAAGAUAAUGAAACUACAAACAACACAGUGGAAGCAGCAGAGCCUAAAGAAGAAGAACAAGAUGAUGCUAAUGUUGAUAUAGAUCUAGACUUCACGAAAAAGAAGAAGAAAAAGAAGAAGCCUUUCAAUGCAGAAGAUCUAGAUGUUGCUAUAAAUGAUUCCAAGGAAGAUGGUACAGUUGAUGGGGGCAAUCAAGAGGACGGCGCUGUGGAUGACAAUUUUGAUUUAGAUUUGUUGGAUUUCAGUAAAAGCAAAAAGAAGAAGAAAAAGAAGAAGGAUCUUGACGAGUUGAUGGCGGAAGCUGAAGAAAAGGCAGAAGACAAGGAAAAUGUGGAUGAAAAUUCAACUCUGUGGGUUGGGUCUGACAGAGAUUAUACAUACGACGAGUUGUUGAAUCGUGCCUUUGAAAUAAUGAGGGAUAAGAAUCCCGAUAUGGCUGCGGGCAAGAAACAGAAAUUCGUAAUGAGACCACCACAGGUAGUCAAGAUCGGUGCGAAGAAAACAUCAUUCGCGAACUUUACAGAAAUCUGUAAAAUGUUGCAUCGUCAGCCCAAACAUUUAUUGGAUUUCUUGCUGGCCGAGUUGGGUACGAGUGGGUCUGUGGACGGCAACAGCCAGCUGAUCAUCAAAGGAAGGUUCCAGCAGAAGCAGAUCGAGAAUGUUUUAAGAAGGUAUAUUAAAGAAUAUGUUACCUGCCAUACAUGUCGGUCGCCCGACACGAUCCUUCAAAAGGACACGAGAUUGUUCUUCUUGCAGUGUGAAACUUGCGGUUCUAGAUGUUCUGUAGCUAGUAUUAAGUCUGGUUUCCAGGCCGUAACAUCAAAACGUGCUGCCAUUCGAGCGAAAACAGCCUAGACCCAAGGAUCGGUAAUGCAAUAUUAUAUUUUAUGUUAUUAAAUGGCACUUUUAUAUAUUUAAUAAUUAAUAAGGUCGUGCUGAUGGUUUGGUGUUGUGUGUCCAUUACACUUUGUACCAUAAAUCUAGCAGAAUUGUUAAAUAAACCUAACAAGUAACUGAAAA